AUGCUGGCUCCAAAGAGCACGCACAAGCGCAAGCGCAGCUCGGCUCGCUCCGACAAGGCACGCAAGCUAGGGCCUGCAAGAUGGAUCGUCAACCUCUUACCCUCCGAGUCCGGCACUUCACCAUCGAGCGGCAAUGAAGAAACAUCACAAUCAAACGCACAUUCGUCUGCAGGACCAUCUCGAAGCCAGCGCCUGGAUCAACUCGUCGACGCACAUCCCUUCAAUCGCUCGCUCGAACUCAUCCUGCCGCUAGUCACGGCAGCGAACCCCGAUUCACCUGACAGCAGCACUGAGCUUCCGCCUCUCGUACGCUCUCUCAUCGCCAACGUCGAGCAGCUCGCUUCAUCCCACAAGUCAUAUCAAGCACGCAUCCCUCUCAGCCUACUCCUGGAUCCAAUCUUUGUCACCGCAUACCUCAAAACUGGAUCCUUGAUAGCGCUCAGCAAUGUCUCUGGCGCACCGGGCUUGUCUCCACACCUUGAAGAUUCGGCCUGCAUCGAUGGUCAAGGGACACUGGUGCUUUCGCUCUGCAAAGAUACAUAUCAGACACUAGGUCUCACUGGAAGGGCGAGCCACUUUUCACGUCUGGCCUCCGGCCGAGCUGCCGAUCGCACAAGCGGGCCAGACUCGCGCUUCAUCGUUGAGCUGCCCCUGCUAUCGCCUUCGUUUGUACCGGGCAAGAAAGGGUACCAGCAGGCACUGGAGAGACUGCGCCAAUGGGACCGCUCUCGAGCUCAAGCUCUGGCCAUGGAACAUACGCUAUCGCAGUCGCACGCAUCCUCGAAGAUGGCACCCUCCAGCGAGCCCGCCGCUCCUGUAACGAGUGAUCACGCGACGUGGGAUAUGCUCUUCGUCUGGUCACCGAGUAGAGCCACAGCCGAUGCGAUCGCAGCUUCAAACUCUUCAUCGUCAUCAUCCGGCUCGAUCGACGAGGUUCGCUUUCCAGAACAUCUUGUGCGUCCCGAGGAUGUCAAAUGUCUUUCGUUGCCAGCUUGCGAUCCAGUCAUCGCAGAUUCGGUGUGGGUUCCAGCACUCCACGAUCCUGCACGACAUCCUUUGAACAGCACUUGGCAGGAAAGUCAACGACACUUCAUCGAGCUCGAGCAGCAGCCUGAACACUCUGCCAUAGCAACAUGGGCAGCUUUUCAGGGCGGCCUACAAGAAGCGAUCGAAUGGGCAGGACUAGCCUCCCUCGGUGCAACGCCAAUUCACACAUUCACCAGGUCCGAGACGACGUGCGUCUACAGCCCGCCGUCUCCCUCGCAGCCGGGCAGAAUCGUCAAGCUCCGCUGGUCAGGGCCGCAAGGAAAACCGUUGCUUCUCAGUCCUCUCUUCGUUUCUCAGAUCUCCAGAGAAGUUCAUCGACUUGUCUCUCAAUCGUCGACCUCCAGUCGCGCGACCGAGACAGUGCAAUGGGCAACUCUGUCCUGCUCCGGCUUUCCUCAUGCGCCACUGACCUGGCGAGCCAAAGUGCCGUUCAGCUCUCUGUACGGAGCCAAAGAGCUUCCUGGCAACAAGACGAACCUCUCAGCGGAAUUGGCAGCACAGGCUGCUGACGAGGAGGUCUCGCUGACCGACGCUUCCUCUUCUGACGACAAUGAUGAAGACGAGGCGGACAGCGACUCGUCGCUGGACAUGGACGGGCAGCGCGCGCCCAAGCGAAAGACAAAGAAGCGGUCGAAACGCAACAUUGGCAAGAACCAGACUGAACACACCUUCACCCCUGCUACUGGGGAGACUGGUUGGAUCUCGUUCUGUCUCGGCGAAUCCCAGCCUUCAACGGCACGAGCCAAGACCACACCAGACGAAAAGCAGGCACCCCCUCGGACUGGCCGAUGGGUGUUUGUCGAGCUGAUUGGCACAGAUACCCGCUCCUGA
Messenger RNA from Sporisorium graminicola, 1878 nucleotides. RefSeq lists its product as uncharacterized. The record is from RefSeq and is a predicted model, not a curated record. Gene Ontology annotation, biological process: endonucleolytic cleavage in ITS1 to separate SSU-rRNA from 5.8S rRNA and LSU-rRNA from tricistronic rRNA transcript (SSU-rRNA, 5.8S rRNA, LSU-rRNA); tRNA 5'-leader removal; tRNA 3'-end processing. Gene Ontology annotation, cellular component: multimeric ribonuclease P complex; ribonuclease MRP complex. The coding region runs from base 1 to 1878 and encodes 625 amino acids. The transcript has a single exon. Gene Ontology annotation, molecular function: ribonuclease P activity; ribonuclease MRP activity. NCBI's taxonomy places the organism in Eukaryota, Fungi, Basidiomycota, Ustilaginomycetes, Ustilaginales, Ustilaginaceae.